Molecule: messenger RNA, 2331 nt
Organism: Maylandia zebra (zebra mbuna)
Lineage: Eukaryota; Metazoa; Chordata; Actinopteri; Cichliformes; Cichlidae
Source: RefSeq, a predicted model, not a curated record
AUGUCUUUGUGCGAGGCAGAAAAGGUGAAUGGACAGUCUCUGGUUCCCACCAUGAAGCAUGGAGGAAGAGGCUCAUCAGAAUCUCAGCUGCCAGGCAGGAGUGAUGCAGAUCAAGUUGGGCAGUCACCAGGUGGCAAGAUCUACAUCCCCUAUGAGUCUGCUGAACUCUGCAUUGCUCAGAUAGCCAAGGACAUGGAAAGCAUGAGUAAAAGGCAUCUGGAAAUGGUCCAGGAGCUGGAAGAGAACUUCCAGAUGACAAUGCAGGAGAACCAGGAUUGUACCGUGCAGAAGAUCAGAUCUCACUAUCAGAACAAGUUAAACACUCUGCGAAAAAUCCUGGACAUCUACCAGGAGAAGGUGGAGAAGAAGAAAGCCAACUGGGAGGCUAAAGUUGAGACCCUGAAAGCUCAAAACGAGCUGUUGCUGAAGGAGCAGAGAGCUGAGAGGAAGAGGAGCAUGGAAGAGGCCCUGCAGUGGCACAGAGAAAAGAGCAAAAUGCUGGAACUGUUCUCCAACAGACUGGAUGCCCUGCACAGUCAGCAGGCCUCCACAUUGCAGGAGCUACAGAUGGCCCGACAAGAAAUAGGAAAAGUCCAAGAAAUGUUGGUGGUCUCCACACAGGAGCAGCAGGAAACCACAGGGGAAGGUGAAAACCUGGAGAUUGAAGGACUGUCAGCACAGCAACAAACAAGGGACUGCAGUGAUUCUGAUAAACCACUGGAGGGCGCUAAAGCUCGUCUAGAGGAACUAAAGGAGAGCCUGUACCAGAGGGAGAGGGAGAUCACCGAACUGCUGGAGGCAGAGAGAAGCCCCAUUCCUCCGGUGCCUCAGCCACCCUGCGGCGUUCUGCUUUCCCUCGUCAUACACAAGGCUCAUGAAAUCUGCAGUGCAGUGCCUGAAACCAGAGCCCUGUUAGACCAGAUGAUUGAGGACAAUCGGGUUGCUCUGGCCUCAGCCAGAAACAAACUGGACCGACUCAAGAAUGUUCAAGAAGAAAGCAAUGACAGAGAGGAUGCCACUGACAAAGAGGGGUCAGAGAAAUACAACUCAAAUCUGUCUCUAUUGCAAGAAACAGUGAAGGAAAUUGAGGUCUGUCAAAUCGCUUUAGGCUGCAUUAAAAAUGGAGAGAGCCCUGUGAUGAAUGACUGUGCAGUUUCAGAACUGGAGGAUAUCCUGGGUCAGGAGGCAAGCCAAACCACGGGUGGAGUUAAGAGUGCCGGUAAAAUUAGAGUGUUUUGUCGGAUUCGCCCUGCGAGCCGAGCCGAAGCUGCGCAGGGUGGCGCCAUCGUUGUGGAAAAAAUAGAUGAAUACUCUGUCACCGUAGAAACCCCUCGUGGACCAAGGGAGUUUCAGUUUGACAAGGUGUUCAGUGCUGAAGCCUCUCAGGAAGACUUGUUUCAUGACACCAGCAGGCUGAUCCAGUUAGCUAUCGACGGUUACAACGUUUGUGUCUUUGCAUAUGGCCAGACGGGCUCAGGGAAGACCUUCACUAUGGUUGGGGACAAGGAACAGAAGAAUCCCGGGAUCAUCCCGAGAGCUUUCAAUGCCAUGUUUGAUAUCAUGCGCGAGAACAGCUCUAAAUUCAGUUUUAAGGUUUCAGCCUAUAUGCUGGAGCUCUACAAUGACAGGCUGCAGGACCUCUUUGCGAGCCAGGCUGGUGAGGCCCACGUACACACUCAAUCCCAUGGCCAGGCCAGGCGGGUGGAGAUCAAGAGGAACAGAAAGGGAGUUGUGUUCGCCCAAGGAGCAGAGACAAAAGAGGCUUCCAGUGCCCAGGAGCUCUACGCUCUGUUCCAGCAGGCCUGCGCAAACCGACACAUCUCUGCCACCAAGAUGAACGUGGAGAGUUCCCGCUCUCAUCUUAUUGUUGGCAUCAUGUUGGAGAGCAGGAAUCUGACAAAUGGGAGUGUAAGCAGUGGGAAGCUGAGCCUUGUAGACCUGGCAGGCAGUGAGCGAGCAGCCAAAACAGGUGCCAAGGACCACCAGCUGAAGGAGGCAAACUCCAUUAACAAGUCUUUGAGUGCACUGGGUGAUGUGAUCUCAGCUUUAUCUGCUGAACUGCCCCAUGUGCCAUACAGGAAUAGCAAGCUAACACAGGUGAUGCAAGACUCUUUGGGUGGAAAUGCUAAAACUCUGAUGAUCGUCAACACCUCUCCUACAGAAUACAAUCUUGACGAGACGCUCACAUCUCUUAUUUAUGCAACAAGAGUGAAGGCCAUAACCAACAACGCUCAGAGAAAUGUGGAAAGCAAAGAGAUUGCCCAGCUGAAAGAGGUGAUCAUGAAACUGAGAUCUGGGCAGAGCGUGGAAGAGGAAGAUGUUUGAACCGUU